GUUGCAUUCAUACCGCCAACCAUUGAUUCAUUCUGUGACUCAGUUCACUGUACUUACACUACAUUAGACAGCACUGACGAACAGUACAGUCAGUUGCGAAUAUACCGUCAGUAGUAGUGGUGGUGAGCACUGACUGUAAUAGCGCUGGUGUGUAGGGAUUGUGCAGUGUAUAAGACUAUAGCACUCGAGCCAUAGCCAUAGUAUAGCAGUGUGUGUGCAGUGCAUAGAGUUUGCAUAUCGUUAAGCAUUGGAUACACAUUAGACUCGACUGUAUAGUGUUGUCGCCAUUUCACACACUAUUCACACAUUAAAUACCAUUCAGUUGUAUAAUACUCUGUAGUGCUGAGCCGUUGCACCCAUCACUCAAUCACCACUUCAAACGGAUCCAAUUCAUCCAUAUUAAGAGAACAGCCAUGACUUCGACCACAGAGACGGCCACCGCUGGCGCGGACCAGUCGGCCAACAACCAGACCGGCACUCAAGAGCCGGUGUCUCCCGUCUCGGAG
Messenger RNA from Oppiella nova, 506 nucleotides. NCBI's taxonomy places the organism in Eukaryota, Metazoa, Arthropoda, Arachnida, Sarcoptiformes, Oppiidae. The record is from the annotation of a GenBank genome assembly.